This is a messenger RNA of Mollisia scopiformis, 1932 nucleotides long. RefSeq lists its product as uncharacterized. The record is from RefSeq and is a predicted model, not a curated record. The coding region runs from base 377 to 1876 and encodes 499 amino acids. Lineage: Eukaryota; Fungi; Ascomycota; Leotiomycetes; Helotiales; Mollisiaceae. The transcript is spliced from 4 exons. Gene Ontology annotation, cellular component: plasma membrane; cell wall.
CUCUAGGUGAUCGCUGUCAAGGUUCAUGCUUAAAUGCCGCACUGCAGCCCCGAAUUUGCCAAAACUUUAUUUCUUUACAGAGAUAUACAGCUUUCAAUAUGAAAAGUCCACUCCGCCUCAAUUACCAAUUCUGUUCUUACUUACCUCAAUCUAAUAGCAGUGGCAUUUGAUGUCAACGAGGCUGCAAUGAUCCCUGCUGCCUUUUCAAAACCCGCAAUGCAACCGGGGGGGUCAUCGCGCCUUGCCACGACCACGCUCCUUCCUCGCCGUGCAGUUUCACACGAGGCUGCCAAGAUGGAAGAAUCCUCUUAAGGCCCGCAAGAGAGUUCUUCACCACUGUUCCUUUCUGUACAUAUUUGUAUAUAUCACAUGUGCGAUGAUUUUGCGGUGGAAGCGCUUGGCCGUUCCGGCGCUGGCGGGCGUGAGUGUCGCCGACAAUUGCACAUCCACAUCUUCGAAUGGCUUCAUAAUCGAUUCCCAAGCCGCGGCAGAUGCACUGAAUAGCUGUAGCACCGUCUCGGGGAACGUUACUAUCCAGGGCAGUGGCUUGACGACAAUUGCCUUGAAUGGCAUCCAGAUCAUCGAAGGCAAUCUUGCAGCUUCGGGCUGUGAUGACUUGCAAACGAUUACGGCUCCCGUCCUAUCGCAGAUUUCGAAUAACUUCACACUCUUCAAUCUCCCUCUCCUCGCGAGUCUCGAGUUCCCGCUGCUGGAUAACGUCAACGGAGGCAUAUAUUGGGAUACACUACCGGAACUCACGGAUGUUUCUUUUGGGAACUUGACGGCUCCAACAUACGGAUUGCCAGGGACGAAUGUUGAUGGAGAUAUCUCGAUAGCAAGUACUGGCCUGUCCAGUCUUGCAUUCCUGAACUUCACGCACUACUCGAAUCCAGCCAAGAUCUGGAUCACAAGAAAUCGGCAACUCGAUACUGUUAAUCUGACGGGCCUUUCAUGGGGCAGCAAUUCGUUGGCUAUUGUCGAUAACGGGCCUUCCGCACAAAUCUUUCUUCCAGACUUGAGAUCCGUGGGUGCUAUUACGAUUGAGAAUGCGGGACACAUAGAUGUUUCUUCACUAUCGGAAACUAGUGGGAGUGUUAAUAUUUCAAACAACGCUGUUGAUGUACUCUCAGUCCCGAACCUUACGGAUAUUGGUGGCAGCUUUAUCGUCGAGAAUAAUGGCCUCUUGGACGAUAUCAGUCUCCCACUCCUAACAUCCGUCCAUGGCGACCUCACAGUCUCCAAUAACAGUGUCCUGCACAUGAUCGGCGACUUAAACCAACUCUGGUACUGUGAAGGGAGCAUCGAUCUCUCUGGAGACUUUCAGACAGUCACACUACCCAGUCUUCGCAACAUCAUCGGCGGUUUCCACCUCAAUAGCUCUGACCCAGACUUCAACUGCACGACCUUCGACAAACUCGCCUCGGAAACCUCCUGGUCUUCAUCUUUCUAUUCCUGCGGCGCCUACGUACCUGGCUCACCCAAAGAUCUCGCAAUACAUUACCAAACUCCGAACAACGAAUUCAAGCUCUCGAAACCAGUCAAAGCUAUUAUCAUCAUUUUGUCUGUUAUCGUGGGCUUAUUUCUUUGUGCUUUAUUGUUGAGGCUCUAUUCGAGGAAGACGGCGGGCAGGAGAGGAAGUUUAAGUAGAAAUCGGAGUCGGGAGGACGGUGUGGAUCUGGACGAGACUGGUGUUACUAGGUCGGCCGAGGAGGGUGCGGAUGCACUGCCGAAGUAUAGGAGGGUGGGAGAGCCGGGGGAGGUCCCGCCGGUCUAUCAGGCAAGUGAGGAUGCGGUAGAGGCAGGCAAUCAGAACACGGAAAUGGCGAGUAGUAGCGCUUCUGUGACAGCUAGGAGGAGAUGGUUCUUUUGGUCAUGAGUUCACGAAUUAAUGAAUUCCCUUGCAUUUUGCUGCAACUUGUUUGUCGAGCUAUA